Molecule: messenger RNA, 417 nt
Organism: Mustela lutreola (European mink)
Lineage: Eukaryota; Metazoa; Chordata; Mammalia; Carnivora; Mustelidae
Product: late histone H2B.L4-like
Exons: 1
Coding region: 1-417 (138 amino acids)
Biological process (GO): nucleosome assembly
Cellular component (GO): nucleosome
Molecular function (GO): structural constituent of chromatin; DNA binding; protein heterodimerization activity
Source: RefSeq, a predicted model, not a curated record
AUGUCUGAACCUGGCUGUGAGACCUCUUCUGAGGAGAACCUGGGCACCCAGGAGCCUAUGGCAGUGGACCCAAAGAGUCCAAAACAGGACCAGCCAAGGUGCUGCGGGCACCACAGCGGCCACCGCGGUGGCCGCUGCCCCGACAGCUUUGCCACCUACUUCCCCAGGGUUCUAAAGCAAGUUCACGAGGGCCUGAGCCUCUCGCAGCAGGCCGUGAGCGUCAUGGAUUCAUUCGUCAAGGACAUGUUCGAGCGCAUCGUCGACAAGGCGUCUCGCCUGGCCCGCUCCACCCAGCGCUCCACCAUCACCUCCGGGGAGAUCCAGACAGCCGUGCACCUGCUGCUGCCCGGGGAGAUUGGCAAGCACGCCGUGUCCGAGGCCACCAAGGCUGUCAUCAGGUUCAACAGACGCGAAUGA